This is a messenger RNA of Xenia sp. Carnegie-2017, 2171 nucleotides long. Its product is annotated as NADPH-dependent diflavin oxidoreductase 1-like. Gene Ontology annotation, molecular function: FMN binding; flavin adenine dinucleotide binding; NADPH-hemoprotein reductase activity. NCBI's taxonomy places the organism in Eukaryota, Metazoa, Cnidaria, Anthozoa, Malacalcyonacea, Xeniidae. Bases 163 to 2061 code for a protein of 632 amino acids. The record is from RefSeq and is a predicted model, not a curated record. Gene Ontology annotation, cellular component: cytosol. The transcript has 15 exons.
AUCAUUGAGCUCCCUCCACCUACAAUUUCCCUAAAUCUUUUUGUUUUGGUUUUCAGCGUUACUGCCGAAGAAAAAAGUUUACGUAACCUGUCGACGUAACAGCUUUGCUAGUGUGAAGCAAGAUGCGCGCCAAGCCGCCGGGGUCUGGUAACAACGCUCAAGAUGGAGGACAACGAAGUACAAAAUACUUCAAGGAAUAUUGCGAUUUUGUAUGGUUCUCAAACCGGGACUGCCGAAGAGGUAGCGGAAAGGAUUGGACGCGAGGCGAGAAGAAGAUACCUGGUUCCUCGUGUAGAAGCAAUGGAUGAUUAUAAUAAAGUUAACCUUAUAUACGAGCAUUUAGUGGUAUUUGUUUGUGCAACCACUGGAGAUGGAGAAGAACCAGACAACAUGAAGGGAUUUUGGAGAUUUUUACUACGCAAGAAUCUGCCUCGGGACUGCUUGCAAAAUCUAUCCUUUGCUGUUCUUGGACUUGGUGACUCUUCUUAUCCAAAAUUUAAUUUCAUAGCAAAAAAAUUGUUCAAACGAAUGUCUCAAUUGGGAGCACAGGAAUUGCUUCAUUUGGGAUUAGGUGAUGAUCAACAUGACCUAGGUCCAGAUGCUGUAAUAGAUCCAUGGUUGAAAUCAUUAUGGGAAAAGAUUCUCGCCAAGAUUCCCUUGCCUCCAGGAAAAAAUAUAAUGGACUUCACAACUAAACCAAUUCCUCGAUACAAAGUCACCAUUUUAACUCAAGAUAUGAAAGCAAAUGGAUCUUUUUGUAAAGAAUCCUCUUUGAAUAAAAAGGUAAAAAACUCACAAGAUGCUGAAAUCUUUUUCACCAAUAUUGUGGAAAAUAAAAGAGUUACAACAAAUGAUCAUUUUCAAGAUGUCCGGUUAAUAACGUUUGAUAUAACCUCAUCAGGUAUGAGUUACAGCCCAGGUGAUGUACUAAUGAUCCAACCAAGAAACCUAAGAGAAGUGGCAGACGACUUUAUAAAUUAUCUAGGUUUAAAUUCUAAUAACGAAAUAUUUCUCUCUCAAAAUUAUGAAGACAUUCCUCUACCGAAAGAACUUCCACAGCCUUGCAACGUAAGAUAUUUAGUGGAGAAUUACUGGGACAUACAAGGAGUACCGAAGCGAUAUUUCUUCGAACUGCUGUCUCAUCUUACGGAUUCUGAACUCGAGAAGGAAAAACUAAAAGAAUUUACGACUCCAGAAGGACAGGAAGAACUUUAUUCGUACUGCUAUCGACCUCGAAGAACAACAUUAGAGGUUUUGAAAGAUUUCCCACAUACUAUCAAGAAUAUAAGCUUGGAAUACUUAUUUGACCUAAUCUCUCCAUUAAAGCCGAGGGCAUUUUCUAUAGCUUCAUCCGUCAAGGCACAUCCAGAUAAAGUUCAAAUCUUAAUGGCCGUCGUUAAAUAUAAAACAAAACUUCACAAACCCAGAACUGGCGUAUGUUCAACAUGGUUAGCAUCCUUGACACAAAAGGAUAAGAUAAGGGACACUAAGAUACCUGUAUGGAUAAAGAAAGCGACAAUUUCGUUUCCCAAAUCGUUGGAAACACCUGUAAUCUUGAUAGGCCCAGGUAAGUUCGAUGAAAACUUGACAUGCCUUCAUUUGUUUAGUAGUGAGAGGUCAGUCAUUUGUUUUCAAGGUACGGGCUGUGCACCAUUUCGUAGUUUUAUAGAGGAGAGAAUUUCCAAAACAGAGAAGGGAGGGAAAUGCAUUUUGUUCUUUGGUUCGAGAUGUAGAAACAAAGACUUCUUCUUUGAACAGGAAUGGACACCACUUCACGAUGCAGGUCUGAUAACGUUAUUCACUGCAUUCUCGCGUGAUCAGAAAGACAAAAUAUACGUUCAACAUCGUUUAAAAGAAAACGGCGGGCUAAUUUGGAACCUAUUAAACAAAGAAGAAGGAUACUGUUAUUUAGCUGGAAAUUCAAAACAAAUGCCAAUGGAUGUUUCCGAUGCAUUAAAAGAUAUCUUUAUGUGCGAAGGAAACUUAUCAAAAGCAGAAGCUGAAAAUUAUAUGAAACAAUUGAUUCAAACUAAAAGAUACCAACGCGAGACUUGGUCUUGACACGAAUACUUGAAAUAUACACAGUUUAUGCCACAAAAGAAAUAUCGUUCAACGAUAUAAAUUUAUUAUACUCAUGAAAUAAAUAAACAAAAUAAUAUAUAUUUACCUUA